GUCCGCGUUUUCACUCUCGUCAACACCAACCCCUCAACCAAACCCGCUCUCAGCGCUCAUCUCCACAGUAGUGCGGCCCACGAUGCUGCGCUCUUCUGUUGCACCGGGACGGCAGUUGUUGCUGUCCUCCGCUCGCCAGCGGACCGCCCCCCAAUGGCUGUCCAGAGCCGGAGCAAGCAGCCGUCUCUCUGGUCAGAGAUUCUUCGCCGACUCGAAGCCCCCUACCACCGCUGCUCCCACGCCCGCCACUCCAUCCUCCGAGUCGGUUGUGCCCCCAGAGACCGUUCCCAAGCCGUCGCCCAGCGAGCAAGGCUCCGAGAUCCUCACACCUCCUCCCCCGGCUCCCAAGGGUGGACGCUUCCGACGAUUCCUCCUGUACUUGCUGCUUACCUCCGGAUUCGCAUACGGCGGCGGCGUCUUCCUAGCCCUGAAAUUCGACAACUUCCAUGACUUCUUUACAGAAUACAUUCCCUACGGAGAAGAAAGUGUCCUCUACUUCGAAGAGCGUGACUUCUACCGUCGAUUCCCGAACACCUUGAGGAACCAGAACCGCCUUAUUUCUAGCCCAAGGGAUGAAGGGAACAAGAUCACUAUCCCCAGCAAGAGUGGACUUACCUCGAAAGUCGCUGAGGAGGAAGCUUCAGGAACCGAUGUUUCCCAGAAAGGACCCCAUAUGAGUGCCAGUGCUCAGAAGAGCUCCGAAGCGCAAGUCAAGGCUGCCAGUGCCAAGCCCGAGGAUAAGACUACAGCUGUGGUGAAGGCUAAGGAGGAGGCGCCUAAGGCUGCUGAAAAGAAGGAGGAACCCAGACAACCAGCACUCCCUGCUAUUACGCCUCUCGAGUUCGCCCAGGUCAACGAGGGAGACGAAGCAAUUGUUCAGGAGUUGGUGAAGACAUUCAACGACAUGAUUACUGUCAUCAGUGCCGAUGAGAACUCCGGCAAGUUCUCGGCACCAGUUGCCAAGGCCAAGGAGGAGCUUCAGAAGGUUGGAGAGAAGAUCAUAGCUGUCCGCGACGAAGCACGUCGUGCUGCUAAGGAAGAAAUCGACCAGGCCCAUGCAACUUUCGAUGAGUCUGCUCGCGAGCUCAUUCGUCGUUUCGACGAAGCGCGUGCGGCCGACGCUGCCCAGUACCGCGAGGAGUUUGAGGCUGAGCGUGAAAAGCUGGCAUAUGCUUACCAGGAGAAGAUCAGAACGGAACUGCAGAGAGCUCAGGAUGUGGCUGAGCAGCGCCUCAAGAAUGAACUGGUUGAGCAAGCCAUUGAGCUUAAUCGCAAGUAUCUCCAUGAAGUCAAGGAACUCGUAGAGCGGGAGCGCGACGGCCGCCUCAGCAAGCUGAACGAACUGACCGCCAACGUUAGCGAACUGGAGAAGCUUACUUCUGGCUGGAGAGACGUCAUUGACAGCAACCUCAAGACCCAGCAACUUCAAGUGGCUGUCGACGCUGUGCGCUCGGUUCUCGAGCGCUCUGCGGUUCCUCGUCCAUUUGUGCGAGAGCUUGUCGCCGUGAAGGAGUUGGCUGCUGAAGACCCUGUGGUUGACGCGGCUAUCGCAUCCAUCAACCCUACUGCUUAUCAGCGCGGUAUUCCUUCGACUUCCCAGAUCAUCGAGCGCUUCCGUCGGGUCGCCGAUGAGGUACGGAAGGCUAGCCUUCUGCCCGAGGAUGCAGGUAUUGCUAGCCACGCAGCCAGCUUCGUUCUGAGCAAGGUCAUGUUCAAGAAGGAUGCUGUUGCCGGUAGCGAUGAUGUCGAGAGUGUGCUGAGCCGGACCGAGGGCCUUUUGGAAGAGGGAAAUCUUGAUGCCGCUGCUCGUGAGAUGAACAGCCUGCAGGGAUGGGCCAAGAUCCUGAGCAAGGACUGGCUAGGAGAUGUUCGCAGAGUGCUAGAAGUCAAACAAGCCCUGGAGGCCGAUGAAUCCUAUUCACCUUCACCUCUUAUGCCCAAAACCCAUGAAACGCAGUCAGGAUUGCCUCUACAUUCCAACACUUCUAAUGAUAUCUCCGACCGACGAAAAGGCUUGCACAUGAACCAAGGACGACCAAGCGGAGAGCUAGAGGGCAGCACUCUCGGUAACAGCUCUCGGGAUGGUGAUAAAGGAGGCCGGUCCCAGCGCAGGACGGCCAGCUCGGGCGGAUUCCUUGUCGAUUCAUCCUUUUUACCCAGAUCGAAGAGCCUAAGGACUAGUCAUUACCGCCCCCGCCGUUCAGAAUCCGACCGUAAGGAGAAGCGAGAAGCGCCCGAACCCGACCUGGUGGUUCCGAAGAAGCGAUCGCGAUUCCCUUGGAUUCGGCCGAAAGAGCCUAAGGUAUCGCAGGUGGAUCAGACAGAAGCUAAGGCACCGGAGGAGAUACCUGCUUCAUCACUUGUGGAACAGGAUGCGGCACCGCAUGAGUCACACACCCAGGCGACGGAAAGUCAAACCCCCGUGGGUCUUGAUAGAGAUUCUCUUCAAAUAGUGAAUCUUGCCUUGAAUCUCAGCGAGUCGAGGAAAAGAAACAGCCUGGGUCGCUCCGCUUCAAACCGUCUUUCGGGAGGUAGAUGGAAUUUGUCAACUGGCGCUCGGAAUGGCCGCAAUAUCACACAAUCUCUAGGAGACGAUCAUCUACCACCAGUUCAUGCUCCGUCUUCUGUGGCGAGAUCGGAAAUCUUGCCGCAAGGGUUCUCAGAGAGCACCCUUGCUCGAGCUGAAAAGGCUCGUCGCCAUUUUGAUCUAUUCUCGGAGUAUCUACGACUACUCCCUUCCCUUCCUCCUCUGACGCGGGUCAAUGGUCAUCCUGCAGAUUCGGCAUCCUUCGAUGCCAGCAGCCUUCCAUCAUACCGGGUGUACAAUCCCCUUCAAUGCAUUCAGCGGUGUGCGAUAGACACGGGGGCAGAGGGCUGGUACGAUAUUGACAAAGUACAUCAAUGGGUUGAUUCGGUAGAAGCGCAGCACAGUCAACACAGUCACAGUCCUCUCGAAUGUCUGCAGCUUCCAUCGUUCCAUAGCUGUAGGGAGACUAAGCCGCGUGAAGAGGUGGAUGAAGCCGACUAUCUUGCUGUCUCCCCACCUUCAAGCUUGAGACGUGCCAGCCGCGCUAGUAACUGGAUCAUUGGCCCGGCAGAGUUUCUUUCCGACGCUGCAUGGAGUAAGAUUGUUGAUAGAGACGGGAAUUACCUCUAUCCGGACCCCUCCAUCCUAAUAACUGCCGACGCCAACCAGGAAACCAUUGGACUGCAGGAGCAGCUACAAAAUAACCGGGUCUCCUUGGAUUCGGAACUUCCCACUUCUCGUACCUCUUUAUCUGAUGCUCGUUCCGGUCUGGCGACAGAAUUUCGGGGCUCUGGCCGUAGCGGUCAUGCGACGGGUCCCAAGAAGCAUAAGCUUGGAUUGCUCUCAAGUAGCUCUUCGAGCAUAUCUAGUGCUGAUGGGCGGUUGUACCGGCAUUCCCCUAUGCACAAUACAUUGUCCUCCGAGAGGGACGCUUCCCCACUGCCAGACGCUUCACGUCUUCGAGCUUCAGGUGCAUUAUCUGAAGAUGACAGUGCCGUGGACGCCAGACUGACACCAACCCAUGACACCUUUCCCCGGUAUAAGUCCAGAAUAUCUCCUGCCUGGGCCCUCGUUGAUGAUCGCUAUGAUCCUCUGACGAACUUGGCGACUGCAGAAAGCAGUAUUGCGGCCAAUUUAUCCCCACCGUCCAGCCGUUCACCGUCCCCUUCGAAAGGUCGUUUCUCUCGGGCUAUCGGAUCUCGGCAUGAGCGAAGCAAGAAUGAUAGCUCUCUGGAUUCGGCAGCUUUGCGCAAGGAUAGCUUGCUGGAACCAAGUCCGAUUCCGGAUAGAGUCUCUUCGAUACACUCACAGACACGUAAAGACGCAUUACAGCCUGAAUCCAAACUACGGGGAAUCUUCAAGGGACCCGGAAAGAUUGCAGAAAAAGUGGGCAACGAAAUGUCGAAAGAUAACACGACACACUCGCGGAGAUCUUCUAUUUCCAGCACGAAAGCUCGUGGUGAUAAGAUAUCUGGUGCCAAGUCUCUUUUGCGCCGAUUCCCCACGUUCACCGAUGAUGCCAAUCGGGCUUCACGCAAGAAUCUGGAGAAGCUGAAUGGGAAGCACAGUGUGCCCUCGGUCGGACAAGAUCGACUAGAAGAGCAUCGGCCAUCGGAAUACAGCAGUCCCCCCAAGUCUGGUGCCGAUGCUGGUACCGUUGAACCCCAGAGAGAGGCUGGGGGGUUUUCCACCUCACUUCAUGCGCCAGUCACUCGUCACGAGAGUUCAAGAUUUGGUCCCGAACUUCACACUGUCCGGGAACAAUUCAAAAAGGGCAACAUCAAAGAUGCUGGAGUUCCUUUUAGCCUCACGAGGCCUCCUAUCACAGGUCUUGCACAAGCGAGAGCGGACACUAUGUCGCCUGAGGAAAGACGCCCAAGACUCUCCAACCAGUCAAGAAGCUGGAGUAUAUCUAAUCGCAGCCUUUCCACUUCACUGGUUGUCGGUGUUCCUGGGAAACAAGAGGUCGAACGGACCCGAGCCCUUCUCCUCUCUUCGGGAAUCAAGGCUCGCGAGAUCACCCGCCGAGCAGACUGUGUGCGGCAUCCUCCGCCUGAUUUCCUUCGGCGCGCAUUUGACACGGAAGCAUCCAUACCACAGGUGACCCGGCUUUAUGAGUAUGAUGUGGCAGCGCAAGGUCUACUCAGGAGGGUUGAGAAAACACAUCAUUUGUUCCAGCAAUCUAUGGACAAUUUCUCCGGUUCUGUUUCGUCGCCUUUGAAAUCCCAAUUGAGCAGACUCGAGGGCUUAGUGAACGAAACCAUCUCCCCACGUGUCCAGGCGGCCACACAGGAUGCAGAGGACCUAAGCAUCCAGCUCAACACGACCAGCACCCUUGCGGGGUCCGGAGGCGCCAUCGCCGGCUGCGCUGGGUACGGCGCACUGGAUUUGUGAUGCUUGAAUGGGCACUGGUCGGUAUGCUGUGGUGGGUUUGGCUGAUUGUCAUGGCUUUCAAGAUCUUGCGAGGCGUUUCACGGGGCGUGCUUUCUGGUAUCAGAUGGGUUUUGUGGUUGUAAAUGCAAUUGGUUGUGGGCAAAGGCCAUUGAUUCGUCAUUAUUAUACCCCUUUUUGAAUUUGUCACGUUCCUAGCGUUUGUUUUCCCUCUGUUUCACGGUUUAUCAACCUCUUUCUUCUAGUUCAUAUCUUCCUAAUGACUCUUACUUUAAUCGGAUCUCAUGUGAAACCAGAGGCGAUAGUGGUCUACACCCUCGUUAUGUACACGAUCGGCUGGAUCGAGGGUUCCUUAGGGGGUAGGUUCAAAAUCCUUUGCUAGACAUGAAAGAACUGAAUGUUUGAAAUAAAGAACCAUAGCUCACAGGAGAAUACCGAU
Aspergillus sclerotioniger CBS 115572 is the source of this 5357-nucleotide messenger RNA. Its product is annotated as MICOS complex subunit MIC60. The record is from RefSeq and is a predicted model, not a curated record. The transcript has 20 exons. The coding region runs from base 83 to 4921 and encodes 1612 amino acids. Lineage: Eukaryota; Fungi; Ascomycota; Eurotiomycetes; Eurotiales; Aspergillaceae.